Messenger RNA from Trichomonas vaginalis G3, 1533 nucleotides. Its product is annotated as protein ubiquitination. The transcript has a single exon. The coding region runs from base 1 to 1533 and encodes 510 amino acids. The record is from RefSeq and is a predicted model, not a curated record. Gene Ontology annotation, molecular function: protein binding. Lineage: Eukaryota; Parabasalia; Trichomonadida; Trichomonadidae.
AUGCGUAAUCUUCGAAUUACCUCUCAGGUUAAUCACUUCCGUAACAAUAAUAUGUUUCUUGAUGUUGAAUUAAGGCACAAGGGCGAAUCCAUUAAGGCACAUCGCUUAAUCUUAUCCCAAAAUUCCCAAUGGUUCCGUGAAAAAUUGAACAAUGUCAAGCCACCGUCAUAUAAUGAGCCAGUUGUUAUCGAUUUACCAUGGAACGAAGACAACGCUUUCCAGCACGUUCUUGAAGCUAUAUACACAGGUCAUUUACAGCUUACACCAGACAUCGCUCCAGCUGUCCUUAAAGUUGCUGACUUCUAUAAAUUCCGCAACAUUGCAUACCUUACAAGCGACUACAUCAAAGAUUUAGUUAAAACUUACAAUAACGAAAAGAAGGACAUCAAGGCCGAGUACUGCAAGAAGUUCGUAAGCUACCAGCUUCCAGAAUACUACGACAUCCUCGUUGAUUACGCCGCACGUAAAUUCAAGCAACUAUUCAUCGCUGAAGAUCAAAACGAGACUGUUGAUGAAGUCUACAAGAUGUGCGCCGAUGGCAGAUUUAUUGCCAAGAUCUUCAUGCAUCAAGAUACCGAAUCUACAAAGGGAAGAGAUCCAUCUUCUGGCACCCUUUACUACGAUAUCAAGAGUCUCUUCAAAGAUGACGAUGAUGCCAUUUGCGAGCAGUUCGAUGCCUUCUUCAAGAACCACAGAACAAAUAUGACUCUUGAAGAGAAGAAAGCUCUUUCUGAUGUCGAAAUCAUCAACUGGACCAAACAAGAAAAGUACCAGCUCAUCAUCAGACACACAUGCAACUGGUUGGACCCAUCAAUUUCUCGUAAUCUCUACGGAAUAGUACUUUCCAACCGUCGCCAGGUUUGCAAGCAUUUCGAUGGCGACAUCCAAAAGAUCCAGGAGGAGACCGUCAACAGAUGGUACGGCGCAGAAUGGCUUUCUCAGAUUACUUCUGCUAUUGACUCGGAAACAACACCAGAAAUCAAUGUUGUUAAGUUCAUGACAACACUUGGUGGUGCUGUAGACUACGUCGAUCCAGAAUUAUACGGUUUCAUCAACCCAGAGAGUCCCAAUUCUAAAAACUCUCCAGAAGAAAUCAUCCAGGAGCGCCAGCCAAAGAAUGCAUUCCGUGAUGAUACCAUUUGCUUCACAGCUCUCCAGUGCAUCCUUGGAGAUUUCAAGCAGUACCAAUUCCACGUCGAUUUCGGACCAAGGGCCAUUUUCCAGGCCCACUCAAUUUUGGUCGAUAUGGAUAACAUGUACAGAAACCUUGAAGUUACUGAUAACCAGUCAUGUAUUGUCGAUCCAAAGCGUCGCAAGUCACACAAGCUUCCUCCAAAGGUUUACGUCCAGUCUUGUCCAGAUAACAAGACAGAAGCAUUCGUUCCAGAUGGUAUCGGUGUAAAUUGGCAGGAAUUCGAACACACUCUUAACAAAUUUGUUGUUACAGUUGAUAAGGAUGAACCUACAAUCUUCCUCCGUUACGUUGAUAUCAAGGGAUGCUUCUUACCUACAAUUCAACUUCCAAAGAAGUAA